Molecule: messenger RNA, 2264 nt
Organism: Manacus vitellinus (golden-collared manakin)
Lineage: Eukaryota; Metazoa; Chordata; Aves; Passeriformes; Pipridae
Gene: CCDC126
Product: coiled-coil domain containing 126
Exons: 4
Coding region: 428-847 (139 amino acids)
Source: RefSeq, a predicted model, not a curated record
CUCCCGUCCUCCGGGAGCUGCCCUGCUGUGGGACAGGUUUGUCCUCCUGGCUGCCUUCCCGCCGGGUGUCGGUCCCAGCGCCGGUGUUGCGGUGUCCUUGCGGGCCCCGCCGGCGGAGCUCUGGAGCGAGCUCCCUGAAGAUGUGUGGCUCAUACUGCUUCAGACUGUCUGGACAUUUGUUGUUUAACUGCUGAAGCUUUCCUACCACUUGUUUCUUUCUUGAAACCUUAAUCUAUUGAGGGAUCAGAAUUGGCUGCUAUGGAAUCAAGACCAACUAAAACAUGAGAAGAUGUAUUCAAGAUGAUCCAACCAGAAGAUUUUUCACUUCAUAGAAAUCUUAUUUUUGUUUAAUAUGUAAUAUAAUUUCACAAAGCCAAAUUCAGUUACUUUUCUUGAAAUUAAGACACGCCUGUGGCCUUCAUCAGAAAUGUUUCUAACAUUUUCAAGAAAAAAUAUGUCCCAGAAACUGAGUAUGUUUUUACUAGUUUUUGGAAUCAUCUGGGGUUUGAUGUUGCUACGCUACACUUUUCAGUAUCCAAGACGCCAAAGCAGUGCUGAGUUGCGUGGACAGAUAUUAGAUCUCAGCAGAAGAUAUGUCAAAGCACUGGCAGAAGAAAAUAAAAAUUUAAUGAAUGGAGCCGGUGGAGCAUCUAUGGCAGGAUAUGCUGAUCUUAAGAGAACAAUUGCUGUUCUUCUGGAUGACAUCUUACAACGCCUGGUGAAAUUGGAAAACAAGGUUGAUUACAUUGUUGUGAAUGGCUCAGCAACAAAUACCACUAAUGGAACUAGCCAUCAGGCACCAGUAACUUCAAAUAAACGUGUAAAACCAGCCAGCAACAUUAGAUAGCAAACAGGGCUGCUUUGUGUUGCUACAUCUGUGAUGGGUAAUAUUUAAAAUAAGCUUUUUAUCUCUGGCUAAGGCAAAGCAGUAGUUGACUCUAAAAGAAGCAUAAACUAUUCUAUUAUACUAUGUGCUGGAUCUGUGUAGGCCUAACAUAUGUGCUUAGGUUCUCAGAGCAUUAUUUCAUUGCCUUUGAGCAGUACUUCUGAAGUGAUCUUUGUUGUCUUUAAAGAUAUUUUGAUAUCAUGAUUUGAUGUAGUAUGCCAUUGGAUAAUAAAACUAUGUGGAAAGCAGUGGGGAACUUAUGGGUAGGUUUAUAAAUAUAUUUAUUUAAGUAUGAAUAUAACAUAUUUUUUGGAUAGGUGAGAAGCAUUGUAGCUUAUUAAUUUUUUGUGAUCUACAUUUAAGCCAAGGUAACUAAGGAAAAUGCGUUGUUAAGCAGAUGUUAGAAAAUGUAUAUACUUAAAAUAUUUUGUUACUUAACUACUAAACAAUAGUAAAUUGAGGACAACAUUGGUGGUAAUAUUUUAAAAUUGUGACCCAAAGAAUGUCUUUAUUUGCACUAUCUGUCAGAAUAGUUAAAGAGAAUUUACUGUAUAUUUAAGAAAAUUAAUUAUAAGAGGAAAAUAUUCUAGGUAGUAACACUGUCCAGGUUUAUCUUCGUGCCAGAGUUAAGGCAGUUAGAUUAUCAAAAGCAAAUCAUAAUCUGUGAUAUCUUAGAUGAUUGUUUCUUACAAAGAUAUUUAAGUGUAUGUAUUUUGUAAUUGCAGAUGAAAUUAUUUAAGUGACGGAAAUAAGUUUUGGAUAUGCAAAUAUGGUUUAUUUUUAUUCAUUGGUGAUUGUUUUAACAAUUUAAUACCUUGCAAUUUGUGAUGAGUAUAGCACACGAUCUCCCUGAAUUGCUUUCUUGAUCAGAAGGAAAAUCAGUGAAGGGAAACAAGGCAUCUCUGCAUUUAACAGAGUUAUAUAUACUGAGGGUGUCUAGUCAUGGAGUAUUUGAGAGGUAAGGUAAUAUUUGCCUUAUGUCUAAGUUAGUCUUACAGCAAAGUGAAAUGCAUUCAGCAUGGAUGCACUGUAUUUCAAAAUGUUCCUGAAGUCAUAUUUAAGUGCCACUGAACCUGUUUUUUAAAUCGUAGUGAAUGUUUGGUGGGGAUAGAGGAUACGUUCAGAGACUUUUGCCAAAAGUGUCCUGUGAGUGGGGUUUUGGGGGUGGGUAAAACCAGAGGUGCUGGAUGAUACACCAUCCAGAGUUAUGUGUUUUUUCUUGUCUUCUGUUUCCCUGCUGAUAUUCUUGAUGGUUAUAAAAGAAAAUACACUUGCAACCUUCAUUAGUAUCCAGAGGAUUUUUUUUGGUCACAUUGUGUGUAAACAUGUACUCACUUCAAUGCAGAAAGAGAAAUAAAUUUUUAAUUGUACUUGUAAA